Molecule: messenger RNA, 616 nt
Organism: Stomoxys calcitrans (stable fly)
Lineage: Eukaryota; Metazoa; Arthropoda; Insecta; Diptera; Muscidae
Exons: 4
Coding region: 26-529 (167 amino acids)
Source: RefSeq, a predicted model, not a curated record
CUGACUGUUGGCAACCGUUUCUAGAAUGCACUUAUUCACAAGUGAAAUAGCUGCAAUCAAGAGUGAACUAAAUGUGAUAAAACCAAAGCAAGAAGAAAUUACAAAAUUGAUGGCUGAAAAUAUUUUACUAUUGCGUCGAAAUUUGGGUGUCUUCGAAUUAACGAAAACAGUAUUCCCCAUACAAUCCGUAGAUCAACUCGAAAAAAUAGAGAACGAUUUAAAAACGGACAAGCAAUUAGAUAUUAUUGGAACAAUCAAAGACAUUCUAUGCGGCAGUCUAAAGAACCUGGGAAAAAUCUUGGACAAAAGGAUUAUAAUGACUUACAACUAUGAUGGUAUGAAAGGAAAGAAAUCAUUAAAAAGCUAUGAAAGUCUUAUGAAUGCGGUCUUUGAAGCAACGAAAGAUGAAGGCGUGACUUAUGAUGAUUUCGUCAAAGAUUUUCGUAACACAAUACGAAGAAUUAAAAAUACUUACCACAAGGGAAAAGCCAGAUCUAAAAAUCCUGAGAAGAAAAGUAAUGAUUUAUAAGACUAAAAAGAAGGAGUUGAGGCUUUCAAUAUUAUUUAGAGUUAGAUAAGAGAUAUAAGUUAUUUACAUGUUACCAUACCAUGCAUA